AAUCCAUAACCAAAAUACAAACGUUAGGUAGUUUUUAAAAUAACUGAAACUAUUUCAAAUUGCUUGGGCAUCAAGGAUUCGACACCAAAACAAUGUGGGAAACAAAGAUGCGACACCAUACCAAUGUCUUGUUUGCCAGCGUCCUCAUCAGCUUCAGCGUCUGCAUAUGUGGAGGAUCACUGGAUUUUAAGGUUGUGGACCUCACACACAAUCACAGCAAUACGUCAAUUAAAUGGCCCGGAAAUCCAGAAUAUAAUUUUACAAUCCUAUCACGUGGGAAAACAGCCGAUGGACUUUGGUUAGAAAUGAACUAUUUUGGUACCGCGGAACAUGCUGGAACACAUCUAGAUUCACCAGCACAUUUUUACAAAGAUAGAAACCGAACACACAACGUUCCGCUAGAAAAUCUGAUUGGUCCAGGAGUAAUUAUUAACGUCAAAAAUAAAGCUGCGAUAAAUGCCGAUUAUCGGGUAUCGAUUGAUGAUUUAAAACAAUGGGAAAACAUGUACGGUAAGAUUCCGGAAAACGCAAUUGUCAUUAUGAAUUCAGGCUGGCACAAGCAUUACCCGAACGCAUCCCUUGUGUUUAAUACGAACAAUUUCACCGAUCCAAGUACAUUUCACUUCCCUGCCUGGCACGAAGACGCCAUUGAGUGGAUUAUCAGUGAACGCUCAGUGAACGUCGUUGGUGUUGACACACCGUCAACUGACUUCGGACAAACUAAAAACUUUGCAGUUCAUACCAGCUUAGGAAAAGCCAAUAUUUCGGGUGCAGAAAAUGUUGCAAAUCUGGACGCUUUACCAGAAUCUGGAAGUAUGAUUUUUGUUGCUGUGACCAAGAUUUUUGAUGGGAGCGGAGGUCCAGCAAGAAUAUUUGCAACUGUUGCCAUCAAGGAUACGAGUUUUGAAUGUACACACGGACCCUGUUUUGUAUUGUUUUUGUCCGCUUUAUGCAUAAUUAUCCCAUUGUUAGCUCACAUGUAUCAUAGGACCAUGUAGACUGUUGUCAUUACUUUGCCGCGGAGUCCUUCCGCCCUUCGUCGUGUUGUGUAUAUGUAUAUGGUAUAUGUAUGAUUAUAUGAUUUUUUAGUUAAGAAU
Mytilus trossulus (common blue mussel) is the source of this 1097-nucleotide messenger RNA. RefSeq names its product isatin hydrolase-like. Lineage: Eukaryota; Metazoa; Mollusca; Bivalvia; Mytilida; Mytilidae. The transcript has 2 exons. The coding region runs from base 93 to 998 and encodes 301 amino acids. The record is from RefSeq and is a predicted model, not a curated record. Gene Ontology annotation, molecular function: arylformamidase activity.